GCGUGCUGGGCACCGCCGCCUUCCUGCUGGACCUGGGCGCCGAACGGUGGGCCGCCGGCCAGUACGCGCUGGGAGGGCGCUACCUCUGGGCCGCGCUGGCGUUGGCGCUGCUGGGCCUCGCCUCGGCCGCCCUGCAGCUCUUCAGCUGGCUGUGGCUGCGCGCCGACCCCGCUGGCCUGCACCCCUGGCAGCCCCCUGGCCGCUGCCUGGCGCUGCUGCACCUGUUGCAGCUCGGCUUCCUGUACAGGUGCAUGCAGGCGCUGCGGCAGGGUCUGCUGGUGUGGCAGCAGGAGGCGCCCUCGGAGUUCGACCUGGCCUACGCCGACUUCCUCUCCCUGGACGUCAGCAUGCUGCGCCUGUUCGAGACCUUCCUGGAGACGACGCCGCAGCUCACGCUGGUGCUGGCCAUCAUCCUGCACACCGGCCGGGCCGAGUGCUACCAGUGGGUUGGCGUUGGCACGUCCCUCGUGGGCAUCGCGUGGGCACUGCUGGACUACCACCGGGCCCUGCGCACCUGCCUCCCUGCCCGGCCCCUCCUGGGCCUGGGCUCCUCCGUGGUCUACUUCCUGUGGAACCUGCUGCUGCUGUGGCCGCGCGUGGCGGCCGUGGCCCUGUUCUCCGCGCUCUUCCCCCGCGUCGUGGCCCUGCACUUCCUGGGCCUGUGGCUGGUGCUGCUCUCCUGGGUGUGGCUCCAAGGCACGGACUUCAUGCCAGACCCCCGCUCCGAGUGGCUGUACCGGGCCACGGUGGCCACCAUCCUCUACUUCUCCUGGUUCAACGUGGCUGAGGGCCGCACCCGAGGCCGGGCCACCAUCCACCUGGCCUUCCUCCUGAGUGACAGCGCUCUCCUGGCGGCCACCUGGGCGACUCAGGACGCCGGGCUGUCCACUGGGGUCUCAGCACAGGUGUGGCUGCCUAUGGGAGGCGCCUGCUUCCUCCUGGGGCUGGCCCUGCGGCUGGCCUACUACCACUGGCUGCAUCCGCACUGCCGCCCGGAGUCCGACUGUGUGGACGGGGCCCGGAGCCUCCCUGCCCCGGGGCGGGCUCAGCUGCCCCAGAACCGGCGCCUGGCCCACUUGGCCCGGAGGUUUUUCCUCACGGCUAAGGAGGAGGCUGCCCUGCUGGAGACCGGAGAGGCCAACGGUGUCCUUUAAGGCAGAGUCAGACCUCCAGGGGGCAGGAGGGUGGCGAGGGCGGGGGUCAGUGCACCCGGUUCCCUCUGUGAGGGCGGAGUGCCUCAUCUGUGCCAGCUCAGAGACCGCGCUGAGCAGGACGGCCUGCCUCCAGGGGCCACCGGCAGGGCGGGGGCGGGCUGGGCCUGGGUCAGGGCCCUGCGAUGUGCUCGCUGCUCCGGGCAGAGAGGCGAGGGCCCCGUGUUGCCCCAGCAGCACGGCCGCAGGGAGCCCAGUGUGCCCUGACGGUGCCCUCCGCGCGGCCCACUCGGAAGCAAGGGGGGCGGCACAGUCCCCCCUUGGUCGCCCUGGCCGGGGCUGGGAGGCGCUGGGACUCCCAGCCAUCCUCUGGGCCAUCCUUCACUGCCCACCCCUUCCACCAACAAAUAUUUAUUGGGAGGUUUUUUCUUUUUAAAUUAAAACAUUCUUUUGCCAUAGGGCACACGCACUGCUGGAGAGAGACAAAAAGAACAUGAGAAAGCACCCUGGGGGAUGGGCCUGCCACUGUCCCUUCUCCCUCCUCCCAGGUGGGUGGGCACGGGCUCAUACAGGCUGUGUGUCCUGAGAUUUUCAAGACUCUGGGUCUGGGACUUGAACCAUGCAGUCAGCCAUGUGAGACAUAGCUGCCUUAACCCCCACGCCACCUGCUGGCCUGAGCGCCUUGUUCUAGGUCUCUUCCGUGAGCGAGUGAGCGUGGCCGAGGCGGCUCCAGUGCUGUGCUGCCCCGGCUGCGGGCCCCCCAUGGUGUGUGCAUCCUGGUUGCAAGCCGGGCCUUCCCAGGUGCGGCCGGCGGAGUGCUGUGCCACUGCCCACCCCCCACGGCGUGUCCUUGGAGCCUGGCACGAGGCCACCUGCCGCCCGACCAGCCCUGGGCGGGGUCAUCGGCAUGGAGGCCAGUGGUGCCCAGCUCGGGGCGCAGCAGCCCUCCGAGUCCUACUGUAGCCGACCUGGCCUCUGCUCCAGCCCCGAUGGCCGCCUUUCUGCCAAGUGCCUUGGGAACCUGCACCCACAUCUGGGGUGUUGGUUGACUCCUGACCCCAUACGAGGGGGUGUGUACACGUCUCCGUGCAAGAUGCGUGUGCUCUUCGCCAGGGUUGAGACCUCCUGAAACCCUCCAGCCGGACGCGUCAGUGAACGCAGUCCACAGGGUGCUGAGCCCGUGAAGCAGGGUUGGGCAUGGGCCACCCUUCCAACUGGCCGAGGCCCUGGCACACGGAAGGGGCUGCCUUGGUGAGGCCGCCCGGCCACCUGCAGGUCUCAGAAGCCGGUGAGCCAGGCACUGGGCGUUCUCACCGGCUGCGCCGGACAGGAGGGAGGGUCUUGGCUGGGAGCUUUGAGGGUGCAGGACAAGGUGGCUUUAGGGAGGUCUGUGAGCCAGAGAACGGGAACAGAAGAGGUUGCCCAUGGAGGACAAGUAAGGGGACCCAGGAGCUCGGUGUCAAGUGCUGAGAAAAACAGAGCGGGGGACAGGGACACACCGUAAGCUCUAAAGGGAAGGGAGAGCCAGCCUCAUCCCGCAGAGGAGGCUGUGCCGACUACAGGGUGGCCACGGGUGCUGCGAGGGGCGGACCUGGUGGCAGGGCCUGCUCUGAGGGCCUAGGUCCCAGGAGCCCCAAGAAGGGCAUGCAGCACUGCUGUUGGCUGAGCCCGGGUGAACAGGGAUGGAGACUGGGGCCAGGCCGGCUCUGGCAGGGGUGCAACUGACUUCCACACAGUCAUGGCAGAAGGGACUCAGACCAGCCUAGUGACUUCCAGACGAUUUCGUGGGCCAGUAAAAUACCCCAAAUGGUUGCAAUUUGACAGAAGGGACACUGGACCCUGGACCCUACCCCCAUCUGUGACUGUCAUUGUUUCUUAGAGCGCCAGCCACCUCGGGAGAGACCUUGCUGGGGGCAGGGAGGGGAAGGAGUGUGAGCCGGUGUGCCCCCGUGGGAGUCAUUCUCUCCACGGGCAUGUCCAAGUGCACGCGGCACACGGCUGGACUCACUGUCUCUCCACUCAGCGAACGCUGAGACCCCAGACCUAUGGUCACAGGCCUGCCCCUAAAAAUCCCAGGGCUGGGGCCAGUACCUGGAGUAGCAGUUACGUCGCUGGACUCCACAUGGCCAACUGUGGUUCAGGUCCUGAACCUGGCGGUUGGAAACUCCCCAGGCAAGUGUCCGUGUGUGCCCGAGAUCCCGGGGAGAGGACAGAAAAGAAGGGGUUGCGGGCGCCGUCCCCGUGGGAUCUAUCACUUCCCUCAUUUUCCUCACGCUGGCUCCUUUCUAGCCAGCACACGUCCUGAGGCGAAAACCUCUUAGCAAGAGAAAGAAGAAAUCCUGGGCCCAGGGCCCCCAGCCUGGGGUGAUCUUAGGAACGGGGUCCCCAGGGUGUGGUGGCCAGGAUGCUGGGCUUCUGCGUGGCCGAGGUCUGCCUCCCAGGCGUGCGCGUGCGAGGCGGAUGGAGCAGGCUGCGGCACGGCCAUCCUCGUGCCUCCUCUCUUACUGGCACGCGCACGCCCUCUGGCAAAACCUAAAACAAAUCAUUCAUUCAUUCAAUAAUUUUCACUCACCCAGAGAAAGACAGUCCUACAGAGAGAAGGAAAGUGAGAAA
Molecule: messenger RNA, 3764 nt
Organism: Tupaia belangeri chinensis (Chinese tree shrew)
Lineage: Eukaryota; Metazoa; Chordata; Mammalia; Scandentia; Tupaiidae
Gene: XKR8
Product: XK related 8
Biological process (GO): engulfment of apoptotic cell; phosphatidylserine exposure on apoptotic cell surface; apoptotic process involved in development
Cellular component (GO): plasma membrane
Source: RefSeq, a predicted model, not a curated record